GUCGUCGUGGUCGUGGUUAAGAUAGCUAAGGUGUUUUGAACAAAAAACAAAAAAAAAAAAAAUAUUAAAAACAUUUUGCCAGAGUUAACUUUGCGAUACUUUAUACAACGGAAGUCUGUUAGAAAAGUUUCCCCCUGGUGGUAUCUUCUUUUUAUUUUCAUAAAAGUGUUUCAGAAAGUUCAAAAACAAAAAAAAAAAAAAAGAUCAAAAAACCACCUCCAUCAUCCACAACAUGAAGGUUACCAGAAUGAAACUUCUAACGGUGCUGCUGUUUCUAAUUAAUCUACUCGAUUGCGUGCAACCGGAAGCUUUAUCCUUAUCCAUCAUCGGUCUAGAGAGCUUGGUAUCCAGGGAAAAGUUAUUAAUCGAUAAGUUGGAACUCUAUCUGGGUGCUCUUGAGAAGAAGGCACACGUGAUCCGCAGUAACCUGGAGCUGAUGAAGGCUGAAAACCAAAAGGCUCAACUCGAGGGUGACGCUUAUUUGAUGAAUCCCCUACAGGCAUUCCCACUUAUCCGCCGCCUACACUCGGACUGGGUAAACUGGCAGAUCUAUCUCCAGGAUCCUGUUGGUCAUGGUAAUGCUUGA
Molecule: messenger RNA, 586 nt
Organism: Episyrphus balteatus (marmalade hoverfly)
Lineage: Eukaryota; Metazoa; Arthropoda; Insecta; Diptera; Syrphidae
Exons: 2
Coding region: 233-586 (117 amino acids)
Cellular component (GO): endoplasmic reticulum
Molecular function (GO): procollagen-proline 4-dioxygenase activity
Source: RefSeq, a predicted model, not a curated record